CCACUCGCGCCGCACUCCUUCCGAUGCUGAUCGCCUUCCUCUCCAACAACCCGCUCAACUCCGUCGUCGUGGACGCGGGCACGGGCCAGCGGCUGUACAACAUCUGCACGCCCUAUGGCGUGGGCAAGCGCAAGACGACGAUCCACGACGCGUGGGGGCGGACGGUCGCGAAGUACAAGCGGCGGUGGGGGCGCGACCAGAUCGAGCUCUACGGGAUGACGAGGAGCGUCUCGAGCUGGCUGCCCAGCGAUAGUCUGUUCACUAGUUCGAAGAGGUUCGUUGCACCGAACGGCAGGAUGUAUAUCUGGAAGAAGCUAUGGGGCAAGAGCAAGUUCAAGCUCGUCGACAGCCACACGAAACAAGUAGUAGCCAGGUCCCGCUAUACCCGAUCGAGCCUCUGGUCGUCCAAGCGAAUAUCCAUCGAGGUCGACCCCCAGGUCGUGCCCGUCCUCGACGCCAUCGUGCUGUCGUUCAUCAUCUGCGAGAAGGACAGGAGAGACCAGGAGGAAGCGACCGUGACCUCUUCGGCCGUCAUCGUAUGACGGACCAGGAUAUCGAUCUCGGUGUAACUUAUGGUGCUUCACCUCGCCGCGGACUGGAUUGGACGGUGUACGUACUGUAUAACAGACAUCAGUUUAGUCGUAUUUACGAUUUCAUGUACCAGUACACACAUUUGAAGUACAGGGUGUAACAGCACGGCGCCCUGGCGCUCUCGCUUUCCAG
Trametes versicolor FP-101664 SS1 is the source of this 723-nucleotide messenger RNA. RefSeq lists its product as uncharacterized. The record is from RefSeq and is a predicted model, not a curated record. The transcript is spliced from 3 exons. Bases 24 to 542 code for a protein of 172 amino acids. NCBI's taxonomy places the organism in Eukaryota, Fungi, Basidiomycota, Agaricomycetes, Polyporales, Polyporaceae.